CUGUUGCGACUCUCAGCAUAUCUCAGUCUCCAGUUGCUCGCCAACUCGCAGAAAGCCACAAAUGGCAAGCAGUGAAAACGGCACGAAUCCGCAGAGGAAGAAAAUAUGGCGUACCCAAACCUGUCUCUGCAGCGUCACCUGCGGAUCAUCUUCGUGCAGCUGUGCGUUCUCUACGGCGAGCCGGCGGCGGCCAAGAUCUCGGCCCUCAUCGUGUUCGGCGACUCCACGGUCGACACGGGCAACAACAACUUCAUCUCCACCCUCGUCAAGAGCGACUUCAAGCCCUACGGACGCGACCUGCAGCUGGAGAACGGCCGUCCCACAGGCCGCUUCUGCAACGGCCGCCUCACUGUCGACUUCGUCUCCGAGGCGUUCGGCCUACCGCCCCUCGUGCCACCCUACCUCGACCCGAGCAGAAACAUCAGCAACCUCGUUGCCGGCGCCUGCUUCGCCUCCGCUGGCGCCGGCUACGACAAUGCCACUUCAGAUAUUUUCUCCGUGCUCACGAUUUGGAAGGAGCUGGAGUACUUCGAGGAGUACGCGGCCAAGCUGAGGAGCUUCCAGGGAGACGACAGGGCGCGGGAGACGCUCACGGAGGCCCUCUACCUGGUCAGCAUGGGCACCAACGACUUCCUCGAGAACUACUACGCCGUGCCGCGCGGCCACGCCAAGGAUUACCCCACGGCGGCGGCCUACGGCACCGACUACCUGCUGGGCGUCGCGGAGUCGUUCGUGCGCGCGCUUCACGCGCUGGGCGCGCGCAAGGUCGACCUUAACGGCCUGCCGCCCAUGGGCUGCCUCCCCAUGGAGCGUGCCGUGCUGGGUGGCGCGUGCACCGAGGACUACAACGUGGUCGCCGAGGGAUUCAACGCCGGCCUACGCGCGCUGAUCGACAGGCUCAACGCCGAGCUCGACGGCGCCAGGGUCGUCUACGGCGACGUCUACGGCCCCGUCGCCGACGCGCUCGGGCGCCCCGCGUCGUACGGGCUGGAGAACGUCGAGGCCGGGUGCUGCGGCACCACCGGGCUCUUCGAGAUGGGGUACAUGUGCAACUCCCGGAGCCCGCUGACGUGCGCGGACGCCGGCAAGUUCGCGUUCUGGGACGCCAUCCACCCCACGGAGCGCCUCCAUCGCGCCCUCGCCGACGCAAAGAUGAACACCACGCUCCACGUCUUCCUAUGAUUCAAUCCAAUCGGCGACAACCUAGCUGCUGUAUGUUGCCUGCACGCUACAACUCGAAAUAUGUCAAUGCAGCAAAAAAUCAUCCUAAUGCACCACAACAUCUAAAUAUAUCCACGCAGGAAAAAAAAAUUUGGUAUGCAACAAGUCCACAUUGGUUGCCUCGAAACAUCUCUUGGAGAACAACAUUGCCAUUGCUA
This is a messenger RNA of Lolium perenne, 1379 nucleotides long. Its product is annotated as GDSL esterase/lipase At2g04570-like. Gene Ontology annotation, molecular function: hydrolase activity, acting on ester bonds. Lineage: Eukaryota; Viridiplantae; Streptophyta; Magnoliopsida; Poales; Poaceae. The record is from RefSeq and is a predicted model, not a curated record.